AGCAGUUUAAAGUCCACCUCACUGGGGAGCACCUAAGCUGAAUGCUCCAGAUAAUCCUCUUUGGCAGCUUCUUCAGAACCACCCAGGCUGGUCGUUGGGCACCUGGGCUUCCCAGCAGACCAGCUGGGGUCUAGGGAAAGGACCCAUCUUCUCUACUUGGCUACAGGAUGACGCUUGUUAUCAGGGUGCUCUUCUUGUGGCUGAGCAUAAGGAGCUGCGUGGGCCAAAGCGAAUCCGAUUCUGAAACUGGGGAAUCCUACUCCGACUGGGGUCUUCGACAUAUCCGGGGCAGCUUCGAAUCAGUCAACAGCUAUUUUGACUCCUUUCUUGAGCUGCUAGGAGGGAAGAACGGGGUUUGCCAGUACAGAUGCAGAUAUGGGAAGGCACCAAUGCCACGGCCUGGCUAUAAGCCACAGGAGCCCAACGGCUGCAGCUCUUACUUCCUGGGUCUCAAGGUACCAGACAGUAUGGACUUGGGGAUCCCAGCCAUGACCAAGUGCUGCAACCAGCUGGAUUCCUGCUACGACACAUGCGGCGCCAACAAAUACCGCUGCGACGCCAAGUUCCGCUGGUGUCUCCACUCCAUCUGCUCCGAUCUCAAGCGCAGCCUGGGCUUCGUCUCCAAGGUGGCAGCUUGUGAUUCUCUGGCCGACACGAUAUUCAAUACCGUAUGGACCUUGGGCUGCCGGCCAUUCAUGAACAGUCAGACAGCCUGCAUCUGCGCUGAAGAGGAGAAGGAAGAGUUAUGAUUAAGCACUGGCUUCCCCCUGCCCUCCAGAGAGACCCCACCUGCCUGGGCCCCCCUCAGAGGAGACAGUAAAAUCGCGAGAUACUUCAUCAGCUACUUCCAUCCUUCCCUAUACUAGCCUAGUCACCACCGAGUAAGAGAGGGAGAGCAGGAAAUUACAGCCUGAAAAGGGAGUCAUGACUUUUGGGGAGACCUGUCUGCCAGGGAGCAGGAGGGAGAUUCUACUGCAAGUCCUGGGGAUUCACCUGCCUGGGAAAAUUUUCACACAGAGAAAAUACAACACUAACUCUGGGAGUUCUGGAGUUGAUACUCAUCUUUACAUGUGAACUUUGGGCAAAUCUUAACUCUCACAAGGGGGGCAAUGGCUUUCCAUCAGUCCGUGUGUUCGUCAUCCCUUGCUAGACACAAUAAAGUGAACUUUUUAAAAAUUUUAAAAA
Messenger RNA from Antechinus flavipes (yellow-footed antechinus), 1185 nucleotides. It is a transcript of the gene PLA2G12B, whose product is annotated as phospholipase A2 group XIIB. Gene Ontology annotation, biological process: cholesterol homeostasis; lipid catabolic process; triglyceride homeostasis. NCBI's taxonomy places the organism in Eukaryota, Metazoa, Chordata, Mammalia, Dasyuromorphia, Dasyuridae. The record is from RefSeq and is a predicted model, not a curated record. Gene Ontology annotation, molecular function: A2-type glycerophospholipase activity; calcium ion binding. Gene Ontology annotation, cellular component: extracellular region.